AUGCCUUACAGCCCACAAUCUAACUUCGUGGCACACCUCUCAGAUGCCGAGGUGGGAAAUGAGGACACGCCCGACGCGGAGGCCACGGGUCAGCGUUUCACCCGAGAUGUCCUGGACCACCAGCCCGUAAACGACUAUAGAGACGUUGGAAUCGAGCUGGAUAACCGUCUGGAUGACCACGGCUACUGCUGCCAGCACUGUCGCCGUGGUUACCGCUACUGCCGCCGCUACCACGAGCCCCUGGGUGGCUUCAACCCGUGGCCAUACUACUACCAAGGAGGCCGGGUCAUCUGUCAGGUUGUCAUGCCGUGCAACUGGUGGAUCGCCCGCAUGCUGGGGAGGAUCUGAGGAGGGCGCGUGCUGUCUGGGUUUUAAACUGUUUGUGUCGACACAGGUGCAACUUCUCCUUUUGAUAAAUAUUCCAGACCACGUUGUGAGACCAAAGCAGUCCAUUGCACACAAUUAUUAUCCAAUCUGAAAGUUGGCCCACAGAGUAUUAGCCAGUUUAAACAGUCUAAAUGGCAUUUGAGGCGUUUUGAUUCUUUCUUAAAAGGCAUUGCUCGUUUACAGCUGUCUAAUUUUCUCUGCUUAUCUACCCAUUUAGUGUCUUUGCUGUUUGAUCCUGUUGAAUAGGUGCAAUUUAGUCUGGAAGAUGUCACCAGAAACUAAUCUGCUUAAAAAAAAAACUUAAGCACUGCCUGUCCAUACAUUUUUCACCUCAUAGAUUUAAAAGACUUGUUCAACUUACACUAUAAUGUAUGAAAAUGUACAUGCAGCAUAACAAUAUGUGCAGCAGUCUGAGUGGUGCUAUCACAUUUAGUCAUUUAACUACUUCUAUUUGUCUCAGUUGUUUGUGAUCAGUUAUUUUAUGUUUGAUUAAAGAG
Epinephelus moara (kelp grouper) is the source of this 884-nucleotide messenger RNA. Its product is annotated as tenomodulin-like. NCBI's taxonomy places the organism in Eukaryota, Metazoa, Chordata, Actinopteri, Perciformes, Serranidae. The record is from RefSeq and is a predicted model, not a curated record. Gene Ontology annotation, biological process: negative regulation of endothelial cell proliferation; negative regulation of angiogenesis. Bases 1 to 348 code for a protein of 115 amino acids. The transcript has 3 exons.